Messenger RNA from Prunus persica (peach), 4516 nucleotides. RefSeq lists its product as uncharacterized. The transcript has 4 exons. The coding region runs from base 380 to 4402 and encodes 1340 amino acids. The record is from RefSeq and is a predicted model, not a curated record. NCBI's taxonomy places the organism in Eukaryota, Viridiplantae, Streptophyta, Magnoliopsida, Rosales, Rosaceae.
UUUUAUUAAUUCUAAAAAUAAAAUAAAAUAAAAAAAAGAAAACCAAUUGGCACAUGCGUGAGCAUGUGUUAAGGGGCUAGUUAAUGUUAAUGUAAGACUUUUCUUUUGAGUUGAAAGUAGGAAAACUUAGACUUUGAAUGCUAAUUUGUCUAUAUAUAAACCUUCCCCUGCUAUUAUAUUAUGUAUGAAAAUGCCUAGACUUUUGACUUUCCACUUUCCACCCCCAUCCCUUCAACACCACACAAUUGACAGCAAUCAAACUUUGACCUCCUAAUAAUAAUUGAACAAACUACUUCUGUCUUUCUUUUCAAAAACUACUUCCGUCCCUGCACUGCACAAUCAAAACAAAUUCUGAUCAAAUAGGAGAGAGAGAAUUAAGAUGAAGAUUGAGGUUGAAGUGAUCUCCAAGGAGAUUAUCAAGCCAUCAUCUCCAACCCCUGACCAUCUUCGCUAUUUGCAGCUCUCUUUUCUUGAUCAAUUAGCUCCCCCAGUCUAUAACCCUUUUGUCCUCUUUUAUGAAUUCAAUGGCGAGACACAGCCCAAAAUCACUGAAAUAUCCAGCCAUCUCAAAAAGUCCUUGGCCGACGUCUUAACCCUUUUCUACCCGCUAGCCGGUCGAGUCUUCAAACAAAACCAUUUUGUUGAUUGCAAUGAUGAGGGCGUUCCCUAUGUUGAAGCACAAGUCAAGUGCUCACUUUCUGAUUUUCUCAACAAUCCAAUUCCUGAUGAACUCAAGAAGUUCAUCCCAUUGGAGCUAGACGAUAUUGCCAAUGAACUUGCUCUAGGGGUUCAGCUCAACAUAUUUGAAUGCGGAGGAUUUGCUAUUGGUCAAUGUAUUUCUCACAAGAUUGCAGAUGGAUUGUCUCAUUUCAUGUUCAGUAAAACUUGGGCUGCCACAGCCCUGGGAGAUGAACCCCGAAUAGAACUUCCAGAGUUUGUUUCAGCAGCCCUCUUCCCUCCAAAGGAGUUCAAUAUUGGAUAUGAUGCAGGCAUUGGCAUCACAAAGAACAGAGUAACAAAGAGGUUUGUGUUUGAUUCCUCUAAGAUAGAGAGUCUCAAAACCAAAUAUAAAGGGAAGGACAGUUCAGGUUUUAACUCUCGAGUUUUGAGUUUGGAAAACGAAAAAGGACCCUCACGAGUUGAGGCCUUAUCUGCUUUCAUAUGGAGUCGAUUUGUGGCCACCACAAAGGAUGAUGCAGGACAUGAUGAGAAGCACUACAUAGUGCUUCAUUCUGUGAACCUGCGACCGAGGUUUGAUCCACCACUGCCACAACAUUGUUUCGGAAAUUUUUACCGUGGUGCCAUGACAGCUCCAUUCUUAUUAAGUAGUGGGGAAGAAUGCAAUUAUGGCGCAGUGAUCAUGAAGGUGCGAGAUGAAAUAAACAAGAUCAACAAUGACUAUAUCAAAAGACUACAACAGGGCAAUGAGCACUUGAGUGUUCUCCAAGAAAGUAGUGAUAAUGUUAUCAGAGGAGAGGUGGAUACAUUUAGCUUCAGUAGUUUUUGCAGAUUUCCUGUGUAUGAUAAUGAUUUUGGUUGGGGGAGGCCCGUGUGGGUGAGCUCGCCGCCAUUGACAUUCAAGAACCUGGUGGUUUUCAUGGACACCAAAGAGGCUGAUGGAAUUGAGGCAUACAUUAGUUUGGAGGAGGAAGUGAUGGCUAAAUUUGAAUGUGAUACCGAGUUCUUGGCUUGUGUUUCUCUAAGUGGUACUAUGCCCUUUCUUGUUAGCAUGACGAUCAUGAAGGUUGAAGUUGAAGUAAUCUCCAAAGAGAUUAUCAAACCAUCUUCACCAACUCCUGAUCACCUUCGCACAUACCACCUCUCCUUUCUUGACCAGAUAUCUCCCCCGGUCCAUAAUCCUUUGGUCAUAUUCUAUUCCUCAGAGCCCGAUACAAAAUUCAAUAUUGUUGACAUAUCCAAUCAGCUCAAGAAAUCCCUCUCCGAUGUCUUAACUCUAUUCUACCCACUAGCCGGACGAGCCCAUGGCAACUUGUUCAUUGAUUGCAAUGAUGAGGGCAUACCAUACUUGGAAACUCGAGUUAAUUGUCAACUCUCUCACGUCAUCCAAAACCCAAUUCCAAGUGAACUCAACAAAUUCAUUCCAUUUCAAGUACAUGAAGUUGCUGAUCUUUCCCUUGGUGUCCAACUCAACAUCUUUGACUGUGGUGGCAUAGCUCUUGGUGCUUGCGUUUCCCACAAGAUUGCAGAUGCUUUGUCACUUUUCAUGUUCAUCAAAAGUUGGGCAGCCAUUUCCAGACAAGAAGAUGAACAUAUAGUGUGCCCCCAAUUUGUAUCAGCCACACUCUUCCCACCAAGAAACAUAUCCGGGUUUAAUCCAAGGACUGGUAUCACAAAGCAGAAUGUUGUAACAAAGAGAUUUAUCUUUGAUGCUUCAAAGAUAGAGGCUCUUAAAGCAAAAUAUAGUAUUGAUAAUUACAGCCAAAGCUUAGAAAGCUACCAAAAACCCCCUUCUCGUGUGGAAGCUUUGUCAGCCUUCAUAUGGAGCCGCGUUGUGGCAAGCACUCAAGUGAAGUCAGAACCGGCACCCGAGAGGCUGUAUGCCAUUGUUCAUGCAGUGAACCUACGUACAAGAAUUGACCCUCCUCUGCCUGAACACUCAUUUGGAAAUCUCUACAGAAUUGCAAUGACAAUCCCAUCGCUGCAAACAGGGGAGGAGUGCUAUGGCCUCGUGAGGCAGGUGAGGGACCAAGUGAGACAAAUCGACAAACACUACGUCAGCAAACUGCAGCAGGGCAGUGAGCACUUGGAUUUCAUCAAACAGAGCUCUGAGAACUGCUUCAAGGGAGAGAUGGUGACGCUGAGCUUCACUAGUCUGUGUAGAUUUCCUCUGUACGAAGCUGAUUUUGGGUGGGGAAAACCCACUUGGGUUGGCUCACCUCCCCUGACUUUCAAUAACUUGGUUGUUUUCAUGGACGCCAAGUCUGGUGGUGGAAUAGAAGCAUAUAUUAACAUGAAGGAAGAGGACUUGGCUAAACUUGAAGGUGACAAUGAGUUCCUUGCAUGUCAAAAGCAAAACAGAUCGAUCAAAAGUUCUCUAGCAAAGAAGAUCAGGAUGAAGAUUGAAGUUGAAGUAAUCACCAAAGAGACAAUCAAACCAUCUUCUCCAACCCCUCACCAUCUCCACCACCACCAGCUCUCCUUUCUGGAUCAAUUAGCACCCCAUGCCUAUGUUCCUUUUCUCUACUUCUAUGAAUUCAAUGGCUCCACAAACAUCAAUCAAAUCUCCAACCUCCUCAAGACUUCUCUAUCCAAAGUCUUGACCCAAUACUACCCUUUUGCUGGGAGAGUCAGAAACAACCUUUUUGUUCACUGCAAAGACCAAGGCAUCCCAUUUUCUGAAGUUAAAGUCAAAACCCAUCUGCUCUCUGAUGUCAUCACCAACCCCUGCCUCUCUGAGCUCCACAAACUGCUGCCAUUCAAGCUGGAUGAAGUCACAAAAACAGCCCUUGGUGUCCAGCUCAAUGUGUUUGAAUGUGGAGGAAUUGCUGUUGGGUUAUGCAUCUCACACAGAAUUGCAGACGGCCUCUCAUGUUUUACAUUUGUGAACAAUUGGGCAGCUGCUUCUAAUUGUGGACCGGGGAACAAAAAUUCUAUUGUGGGUCCAGAUUUUUCUGCAGCUUCAAUUUUCCCACCAAGAAAUAUGGAUGGGUAUUUAGGGGUUCCUAUCACCAACAAGCAUGAGAUCAAAACCAAGAUGUUUGUGUUUGAUGCAUCAAAGGUUGAGGCUUUGAGAUCAAGAUAUGAACAGAUCAUCAAGGUCUCAAAAACCCAGAAACGGCCAUCAAAAGUUGAGGCCUUGUCUGCUUUUUUAUGGGACAUCUUUGUUUUGUCAAGGCCUAGGGAAAGACCUCAAACGUUGUACGCAGUUGUUUAUAUCAUGGAUCUUCGUUCCAGGUUCAAGCCACCUCUGCCUCAGCAUACUUUUGGAAAUUAUUACAGGGCUGCCAUGGCAACUCCAACUCUGCCUACCGGUGAGAAGCAUCAUGGAUUGGUGAGGCAGGUGAUGGAGGAAAUUGAGAAGAUUGACAAUAAUUAUAUGAGGAAAUUCCAAGAGGGGUAUCAAGAACAUCUGGAUUUCAUGAAGAAAAGAACGGAGAAGGCUGCAAAAGGAGAGCUGGUCACAUUGACUUUUUCUAGUGUAUGCAAGUUUCCUGUGUACGACGCAGAUUUUGGUUGGGGAAGGCCUACAUGGGUGAGCAUGACUGCUAUGCGUAUCAGUAAUCAAAUAGUCUUCAUGGACACCAGAAAUGGUGAUGGAAUUGAGUCUUAUUUUAGCUUGAAAGAGGAAGACAUGGCCAAGUUCGAACAUAACAAAGAGUUCACGGCGUUGCUUAGCUCCCCAAUUGGUAAUGUCAAGGAAAAUCCACUUGCACGUCUUUAAAUUGAAUGAGACUUAGCAUCAUCAUGUGUUUGCUGAAUGAGAGUUUCCAUUUGAUGUUGUAGAAUAUAAUCUCCGUAUCAAAGUGAAGUUAAUAGUGAAAAAAUUUAUUAAGAA